AUGUCACAUAAUACAGCUUCAGCAGGUAUCGCAGCGAGUGUGGCACCAGAGGAUGGUCUGAAGGUCCCUGUGGCCGAGACGAACGUCGUCGAGACUCAAAUUGACUACGAUGCGACGAAGGAGAUAGACGAGGAAUACCUUAACAAACCUAGAUACAUCAGGUUUUAUCGGGGUGUUCUUUGUCAGAUGCUUCUUUUCGGAGCCGUCUCAUUCGUCGGUCCAGCAUUGGCAGAUGCGAUGAGUAAUCUCGGUGGAAAUGGUCUGAGUGAUCCGAACCUUGCGAAUCUCGCUCAAGCUCUAAAUUACGCCGGUACCGCUCUGAUGACUUUCUUCGGUGGUCCUCUGGUCAACAAGCUCGGUGUCAGAUGGGCAUGCUUGAUCAACGCUGUCUGCUUUCCUCUAACUGGAUCAGCUUCAUACGUAGUCGCGAAAGGAGGUCCAGGGUGGUACCUAGUCUUCGCAAAGAUCGUCACAGGGUUAACCAACGGAUUCGUCUACGUCUCAGAGGGAGCAGCAAUGUUAACUUAUCCAAGAUUACAUGAACGAGGAAAAUAUCUCAGUAUUUGGUCCGGUAUGCGAAAUUCAGGAAGUAUCCUGGGUGGAAUCGUCGCGCUGGUCACCAAUUACAAAACGGCCGGAGCGGGCGGGGUCGCAUGGAGCACAUACAUAGUAUUCAUGACUCUCGAAUCGACAGGAUGGAUUUGGGCUUUACUUCUCACUCCAUCCGAAAGAGUAAGGAGGAACGAUGGUACUCGUGUACCUAUCUCUCGUAAGAUCACUUGGGCAGAGGAGCUGAGGGCUCUGAUCAAACAUCUCAGCAACAGACGUUUAUGGUUAAUCGCUGCACCUGCUUUCUAUUCUUUCUUCUUCCUUGCGCCUUUCGGUACAUACCUCACUGUUCAUUUCAGUGUCAGAGCUCGAGCACUGUCUUCUUUCCUUGCCCCUACGACCGCUGUCGCUACGACUUUGAUAUAUGGUCGAUUCCUUGAUUUGAAGUCGUUAUCCCAAAAAAAGAAAGCAUGGAUGGGAAUGAUCAUCUGGCUCGUACCUCAAAUCGCCGCAUUGGUGUGGGUUAACGUCAAGCAAUGGACUCUGCCCAAAUCCACCGCAUUUGAUUAUACAAUCGACUCGGGUCUCUGGGGUAGAGCAUACUUCUGCUACCUUGUCAUGUUCGCUUCGGGAUACUGGUGUCAGGUCUACCUCUAUUGGUGUCUCAGUACUUUCUCGACCGAUCUCAAAGCCUCUACGCGAACUGGAGGUUUGUUCAGAGCUUGCGAGUGUGUCGGCCAAACAGUCUCUUUCGCGAUUGGAUCCAACAAAGCUCGACUGUCAGCAUUGAUGGCGCUCAACGCAGCACUCAUUGUACCUGCUGUUAUCUCCCUAGCGGGACUGAUCUCGAUCAUCCCGGCCGCACCAGCUGCUGUGGACGAUAUGGUUGACACUGAGGUGCUUGAGCAAGUUGAUCAAAAGCAUGUGUAG
Kwoniella botswanensis is the source of this 1479-nucleotide messenger RNA. RefSeq lists its product as uncharacterized. Gene Ontology annotation, biological process: transmembrane transport. Lineage: Eukaryota; Fungi; Basidiomycota; Tremellomycetes; Tremellales; Cryptococcaceae. Gene Ontology annotation, molecular function: transmembrane transporter activity. The transcript is spliced from 6 exons. Bases 1 to 1479 code for a protein of 492 amino acids. The record is from RefSeq and is a predicted model, not a curated record.